Brassica oleracea var. oleracea is the source of this 638-nucleotide messenger RNA. RefSeq lists its product as uncharacterized. The coding region runs from base 89 to 520 and encodes 143 amino acids. The record is from RefSeq and is a predicted model, not a curated record. Gene Ontology annotation, molecular function: DNA binding; protein dimerization activity. NCBI's taxonomy places the organism in Eukaryota, Viridiplantae, Streptophyta, Magnoliopsida, Brassicales, Brassicaceae. The transcript is spliced from 8 exons.
AAUAGAAUUGAAGACAAUAGAAUGCCCAAAAGAGAAAAGUAGCAAAUAUUCAAAACGUAAAAAGGAACUUUUAAAAAAGGCUGAGGAAAUGGCGAUAUUAUGCGAUAGUGAUAUAAUUCUCCUCGUCUUUUCUCCCACCUCCAAGCCAAACCUUUUCUAUCCUCAUUCUAGACCUCUUAGUAGAAUCUUGGAGAAGCUUUCCAAUAUGUCAGAAUAUGAACGGGAAGAGAGGAGAGCCUACACAAAAAAGACGUUGAUGAAGCUGUUGAAGAAUAAAAAUGUAGAAAUUCCCAAUGAAAAUCAUAAUCAUUCUUCUGGAAGAGAUGAAGUCCAGCUUCAAGAAGAUGAUAAGGUAAUUGAACUGGGAGAAGCUAGAGAAUUGCUUGAUGAGAAUACAUCAAUUCUGAGGAACUGGCAAGACCCGCAUAGAGUUGAUGAUUUGGCCAAACUCACAAUAAUGGAAGACCAUCUAGUUUCUAUUCUUAGCCUGAUCAAAAAGGCUCAAAUUGAACAAGGGUAGCAAAACUCAGAUGUGAUUUCAAAAUGAAAACAUUAUUGUUUACUUAGCCCAUUAAAGAUCAGAAGAAUAUACUAUAUAUAUGUAUUUACUAUUAUGUUAAUUAUGUACUUAUCAUAAA